GGUAACCAAGAAGUACCCAGGGACUAACAAUUACACGUUCAGCGCAAAGAGACACUAACAGCACAAAAAACGUUCUUACUUUAAAUUAGUUUGUUUUUAUACAUUGUUAGAAAUGGAUUUUAACCGUUCUUCGUGUUGGAAUUCAAUUUCGGAGAAGGUUAAACCAAAUAUUCCUACCAUGGACUUUGACUUUUCACCUCCAGAGAAAGACGAAAUUAUCGCCGUAUAUCAAAGACCAGCUGCUCUUUCACUGAAGCUUUCUGAGGACUUCAACAGUUUUUCAGUAGAUGCUGAAUUUGAGGAGCUCCCAAAACCAUUCUCCGAAGAGAUUUGCAAAAAGAUGGAUGCGGGUGCUGGUGAGGAUAAUUCUGAGGUGUUGAAUAAAGGAGUCAAGCUGAAGGCCUCUUUAAAACCAGACCUGGAAAAUGUGAAAUCCUAUGAUGGUUGCCCUGUUCUCUCGUUUGCUAGGCUUGACCAGUGGGAUUUGGAUGAUGCCCUUAAAAAUCUAAAAGAGAACAGGCUGUCUUUGCAGCCCCAUGUAACAGUGGCACCCCUGAAAACGCAUCAAGGUGAUGGCAUAGACAAGUUGCAGGAGAAUAUAAUGGAUAAAUUAGCUGCUUUCUGUAAGAAUCAGUCUGUGUCUGUGUUAGAACCUGUGAGUCCAGACUCCGACAGAGAAAAUAGAAUGUCGAGCAGAUCAGUGGAAAAGUGUGGAAUAGAUUUGCAGUUAAGCCACCGGGAAUGUCCCACUGUUUAUAUUGACCUGCGUUGCCCUGAUCCCUCAGUAAAACCAGCAAGAACAUCCCCAAAUCUUCCAUCAGAGUCGUCAGCCAAACACAACAACACUCACCAGAAAACACCACCUGCAAAGAAAAACAAUUUAAAAGUGCACACUGGAUUGCAUAUGGGAGGCAGGGAAGAGACUGGAAAGAGUAUGUUGCUUAAAAAAAUAAGGGAGAUGAAUAGAAAUGAGAAUAAAUAUCCUGAUAAACGUAUGCGUCAUCCAGAGCUUGGCGUGGAAGCAAGCACAGAUGUUAAGUCAGAACAUCUGUGGGUAGAUAAACAAUCCGAACCUGAAGUGGAAAGCCCACAAACUGUUUUGGGACGUUUAGUUAAAGAACCAAAACAGCAGAGGGACCAACUGAGACGACGGGUUAAGAAGGCGUCUCACCGUGAACAAGCCCAGGAAACUCUUAGGCAGCUGGAAAAACACCGUCCAACCAAAUCUGUGUCCGGGAAGCAGCCAGCUGCCGAAAUGACUGAUGUUCUCUAUGAGUUUGAAGCAUCUCAUCAAGAGCCAAUCAGCACACUACCAGCAGGUAUUGAAAGUAAGGGCUCUAUGCUGCUGAAAGUCAACCUCUGCAGUGCUGGUGUGAUAGAAGACAGAGGACAUGGGAAGAGAAAAUAUCCAGCUGCAACCAAAUUACACAUCUAUAACACUUUAGUGGCAUGGUUUCUGUCUCUGGUCGGCCCAGAGCCAUGUAGCAGUGAAGACGAGAUCAGUGCAAAGGUCCCAUUCUGGGUUGCAGGACUUCAACAGCUGUGGACAGAAGAUGGACUGGCUUUGCAUGUUUUAAUUGUGGCUCGUCACUGUUAUCCAGCAAGGAAACGGGACACAGACGUCCAUGCACCUUUCUAUAAUGAUGUCUGCAGGUUCCUCUCUGAGACCUCACUCACUGCAAUUACUAGCUGGCUGCCUCACAUUAAAAACCUGUUGGACCAGCAACCCUGCACCUCUCCCAUUCACCUCCCUUCAUCCUGUUUAAAUUGUUUUAUCUCUGCCACCUCCAACCAAACGGUCAUAGAGAGGACAUUUGGUCUAAGUCCAGGUUUUUACUGGCAGACAGUGGAAACUCAGGAUCGUACUUUUAAGGGAAAAGAGACCACACAGGAGCUGCACACAGAGGUGUCAGUUGUUCUGGGGUGCAGUGGCUUCUUUCAACAUCCUCUUCUAACACACUACGCCCUCCAGCUGGUCCUAGACUCAGGACUCGAUGUGUGUGGUCUCCGGCUGCUUUAUCCACCACAGGAGCUUCUGAGUGAGCGCUUUGUCUUUGAAAAUGUCUCCUCUCAUUCAGGUAGCACAGCGGGUAGUCUGAGAGACCAUGAGCCCUAUCAUCCUGUUGUUACUCUAGCAGUUCGAGGUCCUUAUGCCCACUCCUUGUUGAAGGACAUAACUAGUUCCUUAGAUUCUCUGCGACCCAAAAAGGCAGAAACCACUUCCAGCAAUGGUCUACACUGCAGAGAUCAAGAACCACCAUUCAUCUAUACCCCCCAACUGGCCAGUCAGGUCCACAGUGAGCUGUGCCUGUGGUUUUCAGGAAGACUGCAGGGAGGAAGUGCACAGGAUUACAACAGAAUUGUGCCUUCAGAUGACAGAGCUGGAGCCAUCCUGUCUAAUCCAAGCAGAUCAUCUUCUUUCCUGUGUGCCACAACUAAAGCUGAUUUCCUCCUCUUGGUGUCACCUGUUGUUCCUCCAUGCUGCUAUGGCCAGGUGCUGGCUGUAUGUGAACGCAGAGGCUUCAGUCUUAGAGGGCUGCAGAGGCUGCAGGUUCAUAGCCAUGGGGCCUCCCUUCUGGGCCUCAGCAGCUUCCAGGCAUCUGUGUUCUGCAGUCCACCUGCUUCCACUCCAGAUCACAAAGAGCUAGAGCCGCCCUCUCACUGUCUCGUGUUACUGCUGAGAAAAGAACAUGCAUCGCGUCACAGUGUCGGUCUACCAUCAGCGCUAAUGAAAGAAUUCAAAGCUCAAAAGCUUCUGGGUUACAUUCACUCAGGAAAGGAUGAUGUUCACACAUCAGAGCCAAGCUUGUGUUUCCACACUGUACCGAUCAACAAGAGCUUAUUCCAAAACUUUGUGAGUUGCAUGUGGGCAGUGCCAAAUCCCUCCAGUGUGAUCCUGUCUCAUCACAGGUGUUCAUUCAGACCUGACAUGGAGCAGGUAGUAGUUUUGACUCUGUGUGGGAAGGACUUGACCCAAGGCCUCAGCCUCCUAAACAGAGUGCUGUUAGGAGAAGAAGGUGAUGAACAACAUGCUAGAUUUAGGCUCCUCAGCCUGAAGUAUCUUCCUGUGCUGACUCGACUUCAAGCCCAGGAGCUGAGCCCGUAUGAGGUGGGAGAUCCGCUCUGCUAUACCAGCACGGAAACACUGAUGUCGUCUCCAGCUCUAGUGUGUGCUUUGAGAGGGUUUGUUGAUUUUUCUUCGUUGAGGAAGCUCCUACCGCAUGACUAUCCUCAAAGCCUGAGUGUCCUCAUGUCUCCCACACCUGAAGUGGCCCUCAGACAAGCCUCCCUUUUUUUCUUUGAGCAUGAAAUGAUUCCCGACCCACAGAUGCUGCUCACCGUGUGCCUGUUGAAAUCACGAGCCUGGAAUCACAGUCUCACUAAAAUAGUCAGCAAACUCCAGCAGAGUGGCCUCACGUUGGUGGGCCUACGGGUAGUGACCCAUGACAAAAGUGGUGCUACUUCACUGCUGCGUGCAGAAAGUGGGCACAACCUGUGCUCUGGCCCCUCGCUGGCUCUCUGCCUUCAGGGAGAAAAUGCUGUGAAGAGGCUGCUGGACAUGCUGAGCCAAGAGGACUCUUCAGUGUGGAUGACCUGUCAUGUAACCAACGUUACAGGAUCAGAAUCGUAUCAGCAGGCAAUUAUGGAUGUGAGGAGGUUUUUUCCUGAGGGGCUCUGCUGUACUGAGACCAACACAAUGAGACAGGAGCAGAUACUCCGCUUAUGUUCAGACCCUUUAGCCUCCGUAGAGCGUCAGCGGAGCUGCACACUGACUCAAGCGGCUCAGAAAAGUCUUUCAGUCUCCUCUGAAUCACGACCAAAUGGAGGGUCCCUGAAGCACAGGCAAACAACCUGUCUGCUGAUACCCUCGAACGCUACACCAGGCAGCCAAGUGCCUUCCCAACUGGAGAUAGUGGAGCAGGUGCUGGGAUCAGACUGCCAUCUGGUGGCAGGAAGGAUGAGCAUCCUAGAUGAUGAGCAGCAAAAACAUAUAUCUGAGACACUUAAAGUGUCAAGCAUAAGGGAGAAGAUGGCUCCUUUUUACUCAACUCCUUGUCUCAUCAUGGCUCUCCGAGGAGAAAAUAUCGCAACUGAGUUUGGCCUGAUCCUUAAAAGGAUUUACAAGGCAAGGCCAGACCUGGAGCAAGUAGGGAAAAGCAUCGUCUUCCCAGAAAAUGAAAGAGAGGCUAUGCUGCUGAUAUGCUACCUAUUUGACACCUUGUCUUCUGAGAGCUGUGAUGUCACUGUGCCAUAAACAUUCAAAUGUGUGCACGUGUAAGCAUAUUUUCCAAAGAUUGCUCCAAAAAGUGCAAAGAAAUUUAUAGCUUUCACUUGUUUUAGUUUUUAGAUAUUGUUCAAUAAAUAUUUAUUCAAAAACAGCAUUUUGCCUCCUCUGCUAGUCCACUUCCUCUUUAAGGCGCAAACCCUUUUCUGUCAGUUGUGUUUGAGACAAAAAUUAGUCACACAUUUCAGAUGAAAAAUUAUUUUAAUUCUCAAGAUGAUAAAAAUAAUUUUGUGAACUCUGUAAACCAUUGCAUAACUGUAGUGUAACAAUUUAACAAGUGUUAACAAACUAGUAAUACACUACAGUAAAUAUGCGGUACACAAUCCUCAAUGUAGAAAAGAAACAUCUAGUAUUCUAAGACUUGCACCUGUUUUUGUGUUCACAACACAAAAAUAUCAAUAUAUACCAACAGAAUAAUUUCUACAAUUAUCAGUAUAGAAUUUCCUACAUAUCCAUACAGCUCAUCACAAAAUAAGGGACAUAUGUUUUAAUCUAUAAUGUCUAAACCCACUUACAUUAAGUAAAUAGAUCCAUGAAAUGCAGUUUCCUCAGAUUUAACAUUCUCUAACAAAUCACUGUUUUACCCUGAGAAAAAUACAUUUCUUUCUUUAUAGUUAUUUUAUGAUUAUGCUAACAAAUAGAAACUUGAAAACUUGCAUUUGUUUAAGUUCUAAUAAAUUUUAUUGAAUAGAAGUUCACAACUAGAUGCUACAUCAUAAUCAAUUAACUGCGCUCCAUAAUAUCCAGUGACCUAUUCAUUGAAAUUCUAAUUUAGAGCAAUACAUUCAAUAUUUCAGGGUUUCAAUGUUAAAAUAACAUUUUUACUGAAAUUUUCUAGAGUACAUGGAACAAGUGGUUCCACAUUAAGAUCAUUUACUUUUGACUUUACACUAAUAUUUCUUUUUUUUACUUAAUUUGAACAGCUCCAUACAUCAUACAUGUACAAGAUUGCAUAAAUCUUCUGGCUCCAUUUUUAUAAUGUUGAAAAGAAACAACAAAAAAAAACAAAGAAGACAACAACUAACAAUAAUGCAAAAUAGA
Molecule: messenger RNA, 5326 nt
Organism: Oreochromis niloticus (Nile tilapia)
Lineage: Eukaryota; Metazoa; Chordata; Actinopteri; Cichliformes; Cichlidae
Exons: 28
Coding region: 113-4255 (1380 amino acids)
Molecular function (GO): dynein complex binding
Source: RefSeq, a predicted model, not a curated record